AGUAUGAAUAUGCAACCGCAGCCGCUCUUUGGGCUCAAAUCGCUGUGGCAAAUACUCACCAGCGAUGGCAGCCUCCCCAAGUCUUUAGUAGUGAGUGCCAUGGAGAAUUUUCUCGAACUCCUAAAGUGUCCCCAGUUCAUGGCUCUGAGGUGCACGUACCUGCUGCGUUGUGUGCACACCCUGAAGGCCCACGCCUCCAGCACGUCCGAAAAUUAUAUAAAUAGCACCAGCGAUACCCUCGCCCUGGCCAAGCACACCUCCAUGAACCACGGGCACAUGCUAGUCACUACCACCGUGUGCGAAGCCUUAAAGCGGAUCAUAGACGAGUGUGAAUGGGACGAAAGCGAUGUGCUGACAGACGGCGCCGGUGGGGCGAGUGGCCUGGAUGUGAGUCAGGACACAGGGCCGGAGACCACCCCUUCUGGCCUGGUCGGUGGCGGAGAUGCUGCGGAAGGGCUGAGCGCAGAGGCCGUCGAAAAGGAACGGAGUGCGUUCAGGCUGUUGAUGAGAUGUAGCUCACAGAGUGAGGUGCUGGGUGUGUUGCAGGACGCGUACAAUGUGGUCAGUGAGGUGGUUAGCGGCGUGGAGAG
Messenger RNA from Sphaeroforma arctica JP610, 590 nucleotides. RefSeq lists its product as hypothetical. The transcript has 2 exons. The record is from RefSeq and is a predicted model, not a curated record. NCBI's taxonomy places the organism in Eukaryota, Ichthyosporea, Ichthyophonida. The annotation marks the transcript as partial.